Messenger RNA from Colletotrichum siamense, 2043 nucleotides. RefSeq lists its product as uncharacterized. The transcript is spliced from 2 exons. The record is from RefSeq and is a predicted model, not a curated record. The coding region runs from base 1 to 2043 and encodes 680 amino acids. NCBI's taxonomy places the organism in Eukaryota, Fungi, Ascomycota, Sordariomycetes, Glomerellales, Glomerellaceae.
AUGGCCGGAGAGGAUGUCUCGGUGGCCAUUGCAGCCCUGGUGAUUGCAAUCGUCGCCCUCUUUGCAGCGACUCUUCAAUUCGCGCAGGCAGUGUUUGCAACCGCGCGGGGUCUUCCCAACUGUGACCAGCGAGUGAUGGGCGGGUGGUCUAGAAACAGCAAAAGCAAAAUCAGGUGGAGACAGCUGAGACUCGAGGUCGAGUUCGAAGCGCCCAUCAUCUUUCUUGCCCCUCCGAAGAACAAGAAGAACCCAGGCAAAGGCGAUGCGUGGCAUGCGGAGGGCACCGAGGAAAGCUGCAAGAAUACUCGCGUCGACUUCAAGAAUCUCUCCGACAACAAUAGCGUGCAUACGGUCGACAACGAGCUUGCAACAUGGGUCUACCUCCUCACUGCCAUAGAAGGCAUGGAGAAGGACUCCCUGGAAUGGGAGGCCAAAGAGCGGGGAAAGGAAUCGGAUGAGAAGUACAUGCCUGUGGAAACACCGCUGCCCCCUCCGACCCUUACAGUCAAGAUGCAGGCGAAGACGAGGAGCUUCGACACAAACCCAGCCAUCAAGAAGCCAUACGCAAUCACGACCAUCUCGCACUUGGUUGAGCUUGCUUCCGUUCUCGGAAUCUACUGGAAGGUCUUCGAUCGUGAUGACAACAAGUACCGCGCCGAAGGGAACGGGUACAUCUUGACCGGCUCUCGCAUUACCGACUUCGGUAUCGUGUUUGUCUUUGAGAAGACAGGCAGAACGAGUUUCGGCGAAAGACGGCUGAUUCCAACGUCAGAAGUCAAGGAGCUGUGCUUUGGCAGGGUUCCUACGCUUUUUCGUCCCAAAGAAGAAACCUCCGAUGAAGAUGUCGAGUGGCAGGAUCCGUUGAAGACGUCGUCCGGAAUCGAUAACUUGAAGGUUGAGAUAUUGGAGUUGGGUAGCGAGAGUGAAAUUGCCGAGACACUCACGCAGAUUGGUUGCAACGUCGAAACGAUUCUCUACUACAAGGACAAGAAGAAGCACAGGCACAUCUUUCCUGUGACUUUCGAACUCAUCGGGAUGGUUGCUCGAGUCUUUCACAUUAAAGGCAGAUGUUUUCGCUUCUUGCCCAACCCGACGAUUUUCCCUUGGGAUAGGGAAUCAGUGUCGCUUGUCCGACUUCUCAGCGCCUUUACGGAGCUUAUUGAGCGGGACCUUGGUGGCAUCCAAAAUAUACUCGAGCAUAUAACGGAAGACGACGAGCCUUCGAAUAUUCCAAUUACGCGAGAAGUCGAUCAAAUCCGCUUGAUGCUUGAGAAGGCCGAAUCUCUCAAGGAAAGCUUCAAUACCGGUGCCACCAUUAGUCACAACCGGAUGACGAAGCUGCACGAUACAAUCACGACUUUGGAUGAGCUCGUUCUCAAAAGAGAUCAGACAAUCGUUCUGGAUGUCCUCCGCCGUCACCUGCAAGUUGUUCUCAAGGCCAUCAACGGUAAUGGACAGGACAAGAACGUCAAAGACAGCAGCAAAUCGAAUGGAGAAGCUGCAGCGGGCAGCAGGCAAGCAUCCGAGGACAUCUCGUUCGGCGAUCUGCUGGGCAUACCCCUCGAAAUGAGGGAGCAGCGGUUCAUGGAGACGUACUUCGAUCAAAUUCUGUGGCGUGUUAUUGACUCUACCACGGAAGGAGAUCAGGAGGAAGUCACCAGGGAGAUUCACCACACCACGAAAGCACGAAAACGAUCGCCGGUUCGCGAAGAGAACGAAGAUGUAUAUGAUCCCGAUGUUUCGCCCAUGCCAUCGCCUCGAAUUCAAGUCCAACAACCCACGUUCCCCACAGCGCACCAUCCCCACGGGCUGCCGUCUCCUGGUCUGGUGCACAAAAAGACUUGGUCAUCUCGUGGCAUGGUGGCACAGAGAGAUUGGACAAAAACGGUGACAAGACAGAUUGAGAUGCAGAGGCUCACAGUCUGGUACACGUUGGUUUUCAGAAUGAUUUGCUGGCUCACACUUCACGAUUUUGACAAGAAGGAUGUUCAGGUGUCCAAGAGUGAGCUCAUUGGUAACCGGCAGCCUGUCUUCAUCAUGUGA